Chlorella variabilis is the source of this 588-nucleotide messenger RNA. RefSeq lists its product as hypothetical. The record is from RefSeq and is a predicted model, not a curated record. Lineage: Eukaryota; Viridiplantae; Chlorophyta; Trebouxiophyceae; Chlorellales; Chlorellaceae. The coding region runs from base 1 to 588 and encodes 195 amino acids. The transcript is spliced from 2 exons.
AUGUCCAAGUGCAGGUCCUUCACUGCCUCCCUGCGCUCGGUUUCUGACAACCCCGAUGCCGCAGGCGUGAGGUUUGCCGAGUCCGCCAGCCUCCCCUCCCCUCCCGCCGCCGCCGCCAGGGCCAUUGCCGCCCACACCAACAGCAUCACACUUGCCUGCGGGCCAGAGGUUCUGGACAUCAAGUUUGGCUUCCUGCUGCUGUCUGGCAUCUACACCACGGACCUGACCCUCGAUUGGCCCGUGCCAGGCGGCCAGCAGCAACAGCGGCAGCACCCCGCUGGCUCUGCGGCCACACCCCCGCCGCAAGUGCGCGGCCUGACCGCCAGCAACCUCUCGGUGGCUGUGGAGCCGGGAGCCGCCCCCGGGCAGCAGCGGCUGGUGCUGCGGCUGUGGGCCGAUCGCGAGGGACCCUUUGAGGAAAGGUUCGCCCUCGGCCUGCCGCCAGGUCAAGAGGUGGAGGUGUGCGUCACCGCCACCGUCUUGUCCCGCAAGAAGGGCACCCCCGGCCUGAAGCCGCACGUUCACCUGCUGGGUUUCAGCGCCGACACCGACACAGAGGCCGCCUCAGACUGGCAGGGCUUUGCCUAG